Myotis lucifugus (little brown bat) is the source of this 2329-nucleotide messenger RNA. It is a transcript of the gene CCDC184, whose product is annotated as coiled-coil domain containing 184. The coding region runs from base 500 to 1087 and encodes 195 amino acids. NCBI's taxonomy places the organism in Eukaryota, Metazoa, Chordata, Mammalia, Chiroptera, Vespertilionidae. The transcript has a single exon. The record is from RefSeq and is a predicted model, not a curated record. Gene Ontology annotation, cellular component: cytoplasm.
CGUGCCAUGCGUCGCCUUGGAAACGGGAGCAUCCGCGGCUGGGAGACCCGCCCCUGCCGCUCCAGCCACACUCGCGGUUAAUAGCCGAGGGGAGUCCCGAACCCGACCCGCCGCGGGUCUCGGCCUCGCCCCGGCCCCUCCGCAAACGCUUCUGUGACCCCGGGACUCAGCGAGCACUUGCUGCUCGUGUCGCCCAGAGGGCGCGCGGACACGGGCGCAGCCGUAGAGGCGAGGCGGGGCAGGCGCUUUCGCCCCGGGGUGAGCGGGACGGACGCCGCCCGGUCCCGGUCCCCGUCCCGCGGGCUCUUCCGGGCCUCCCGGAUCCUGCCGCGCCCUCCGCCCGGAUUCACCUUCUCACGUCGGCUCCCCGCCCCUCUCGGGAGCCGCCUCUCACCUCGGCUCCUCCCCGUCCCUCCGGGGACCUCUCCCCUCCCUCCGCCCCGCUCGGGAGGCCGGGCUGGACCUGCCCCAGAGCGGCCACCACCGCUUCUGCCACCCCAUGGAGGACGGGCUGCUGGAGAUCAUGACCAAGGACGGCGGCGACCUGCCGGCGCCUCUGGAGGUGUCCGCCGUGCCGGCCGUGGGGGACGUGAUCUCCGGCGAGUACAACGGCGGCAUGAAGGAACUCAUGGAGCACCUGAAGGCCCAGCUGCAGGCCCUGUUUGAGGACGUGCGGGCCAUGCGGGGGGCCCUGGACGAGCAGGCCUCGCACAUCCAGGUGCUCUCGGACGACGUGUGCGCCAACCAGCGGGCCAUCGUCUCCAUGUGCCAGAUCAUGACCACUGCGCCCCGCCAGGGCGGCCUGGGCGUGGUCGGCGGCCACGGGAGCUUCCCGGGCGCCCCCCAAGAGCCCGAGACCCCUCCGCCUGGGAUGGAGGACAGCGGUUUGCUGGAUCGCGACCCCGAGGACGAGGAGGAGGACGACGAUGAAGAAAAGGAAAUGCCCCGCUCCUCCACACCCACGAGUCCCUUUGAGCGCGCCGAGAGCCCCUGCGCUGGUCUCCUUGGGGGGGACGGGCCACUUGUGGAGUCCCUGGAUCUCCCCGAUAUCACCCUGCUGCAGCUGGAGGGCGAGGCCUCCCUGUGAGGGGACUCCCAGGGGCACCGCUUUCCCGAGCUGGCGUUGGGUUUCCGAGUGCAUGACGCGAGUGGACUGAACAAGCGCGGUGCAGCACGCUUCACUCCGACCGCUGCUCUGUGGAUCAGGCAGAGAGAGAGAGAGAGACUCCUUGAGGAAGGAUUUAUAGGGUGAAGGACUUUGGGAGCAUCGAGAAUUCUUUCUGCCUAACCAAGCGAGAGACGUAGCAAACUGCAGAAAGGUGAGGUUCCGGGAGAGGAUGCGCUCAUCUCUGGACUCCCAUCCAUCCCCUCCCCUGUCCUUCCGCCCCCACCCCAGCCAACAGGAGAACCCCUGAAUUGUGUAAAUAAAACUCUGCUUUUUCUAUUCUGAAAAAGGACUUAUCCAGGACUAUGGCAAAUCGUCUCCAACGAUUUACCUAGAAAUUAAAGAAUUGGGGUAUUCUGUUCUGGCAACAGAAAAUUUCCCCUUCUGCUGAAAUCCAAGAUAUUCGGCGCUCUGCAGAAGCCUCUCCCCUCACAGAUCUUUGCGGCUGCUGAUUGGUAAAGGAAGCUUGAGGAGGGAACUGCAGCCCUAGAAAUCUAGGAGAAUGGGGUUCCCAGGGCCCCUGGGCUGGGAGGAGCUGGCUGUGAAUGUGCAUGAAGACAAAGUAGCUCAACCUCUCUAGGAUUUUGCAUGCAGAGCGGAUCCUGCUUUGUCGCUGACUACAUCUGGAAUUGCUUUUUCCACUCGCUGGGACUUAGAGAACAAAGAGCCGGUUCACAGGCAGAGACUUGGGGGUGCUCAGCAACAGCCCAGAUUUAGGGGACAUUUGAGGGACUUUUGGGGGCCACAGCCAAAAACUGUCUCUCUCCUGGCUACACCCGCUUAACUUCAGUUCCUUUUCCUGUCAAUAUGUCCCUGCCCUCUGCCUCUCGGUCUUGCCUCCAUUAUGUCUUGUGUGUGUUAUGUGUGUCCACUUGUGUAGUAGUAUGUGAGCCCUGAGGGGCAGGGCUUGUGGCUCUGGUGUUAGGUUCAGGGGGCUUCAGACCCUUCUAUGAGCCCCAGGCUGUCAUGGCGCUUUCCCCUCUCCUUCCCCCUUUCCCCCCAUAACCAGGGCAUGGAGCAUGUGGCUGUCCUGAGGUUCUUAACUGAUGUGCCUCCCUCCCAUCUCCUCCAGUGGUGACUUUGUGUGCCCUUCCUCCUCCUCUGUGUAUUCCUUCUCAAUGCUUUUCUUGGUGUUAAUCUUAAUAAAGAGGCGUCAUCCCCCUC